Molecule: messenger RNA, 929 nt
Organism: Elaeis guineensis (African oil palm)
Lineage: Eukaryota; Viridiplantae; Streptophyta; Magnoliopsida; Arecales; Arecaceae
Source: RefSeq, a predicted model, not a curated record
GCGUUCAUCCAAAUUUACUCACCGAGCCACCAUGCGGUACAUUCACGUGCGGUGCUAGGAAGCUGAAGUCCAUCUAUCCCAGCGUUCAAAGGGCUUUACGAUUCGUUUCUCGCUCUUGCUCUGGUCGCUACCGUCAACGAACCAUCGAAUCCGAUCCGAGAUGUCUCCACCUCCGUCGAAACCGAUCGCUGCGGCGGCCGGCAUGCUGAGGAGCCGACUGAGGGCGGCGGCGCGCACGAGGGGCGGUGGCGGCGGUGAGGGGGCGGGCCGGUGGACGAGCCCGGGGACGCAGGAGCGGCCGAACGGAUACCUCUUCAACCGGACGCCGCCGCCCCCGGGGGAGUCGCGGAAGUGGGAGGACUGGGAGCUCCCGUGCUACAUUACCUCCUUCCUCACCAUCGUCAUCCUCGGCGUUGGCCUAAACGCCAAGCCCGACCUCACCCUCGAGACCUGGGCGCACCAGAAAGCCCUCGAGCGCCUCCAGCAGCAACAGCAGGUCGCCUCCGAUGAGUGAUCGCCGGCCUCGAUCGCCUCCCUUAAUCGGUCCCCGGAAUAGGAGGGAGUCCCACCCAUAUAUGACUACCGGAAGUGGUGCAAGUCCCUCCUGUAUACAUGACAAAAUCUUGCGGAUCAUACCUUUUCAAGACUCAUAACCUGGACCUCCGUUUGUAAGCCAAGGUGUACAACCACCGAGGGAACACAAGUCAUAACAAUUGGAAAAGUCAGAACUUGUUUAGAUCUAUAGUCUUUCAAUUGGAUUGAGUAAUGGGGGCCUUUCAUAGCAAUCAAAUCGUUCUACUUAGUAACAAAAGGUUUUAGGUUCUAGUUUGGAUGUGCAUCUCCAGGUAUUUAAGCCUAGAUUGCGCAGCUUGAUCUUCUUCCCUUUCUUUCAAAAAAAAUUAAUAAAGAGAUUGGUUUUUAUCUACCUA